Messenger RNA from Leishmania braziliensis MHOM/BR/75/M2904, 342 nucleotides. RefSeq lists its product as hypothetical. The record is from RefSeq and is a predicted model, not a curated record. Bases 1 to 342 code for a protein of 113 amino acids. The transcript has a single exon. Lineage: Eukaryota; Euglenozoa; Kinetoplastea; Trypanosomatida; Trypanosomatidae.
AUGCUGCAGAAGGCGCAGGAGGCGCUCACGCAAGAGGAGCUUAACCUCCGUGUGCGUCAGGGCCUGCAGAAGCGCAAGAAAUGUGCCCUGUGUACCCAGACCUUCUACGUGAACGAGCUGCCUGGGGCCAUCACUCACAAGUCCAUCUUAGAACUUCGCCAGAAAUGGGGUAUGGAUGUGCGUCGAGGUGACCACAUGCCGUCGCCGUCGCAGCUGUACAAGCGAGAAGAAAUAUGCAUCUUCUGCAUGCAGUUCUUUGACACAACGGGUUCAAUGCAGACGCAGCAGAAGCUACUGGCGUCCACCCGUGAUGGCAUCUCACAGGCGCUGACAUUGCGGUAA